Thyridium curvatum is the source of this 1485-nucleotide messenger RNA. RefSeq lists its product as uncharacterized. Gene Ontology annotation, molecular function: L-ascorbic acid binding; iron ion binding; procollagen-proline 4-dioxygenase activity. Gene Ontology annotation, cellular component: endoplasmic reticulum. Lineage: Eukaryota; Fungi; Ascomycota; Sordariomycetes; Thyridiales; Thyridiaceae. Gene Ontology annotation, biological process: peptidyl-proline hydroxylation to 4-hydroxy-L-proline. The record is from RefSeq and is a predicted model, not a curated record. The transcript has 2 exons. The coding region runs from base 1 to 1485 and encodes 494 amino acids.
AUGUCCAAGUCCAAGGCUGCCAAGCGCAAGAGAAAGGCCCAGGCCGAGCUGCCCAACAAGCAGCUCAAGACCAGCGCAGUCAUCACUCCUCCGCCCUCCGAUGGCGCAUCACCUGAGCCCAAGAACCUCCAGACCAUCGUCUCUGACGAGGAACUCGACAUCACCAUUCGUGCAAGCCCUUACGAGCAGCCGUCCAUGAAUUCCGCCAGGCUUGCACCACAGGCGUCAACAAUGCCGGCAUGCACCCUCAUCCUCCCCGCACUCACCUCGCGCCAACAUGUUGCUAACGUCAAUUGGCCCACAGAAGGCGCAAAUCUUACCUCGAGGAUCUCGGGAGCCCUAGUCGAUGGCAAAUACACCGAGGCGAGGAUCCUGCUCGCGGAGAUGAGGAUCCGGGGCGAGCAGCCCAAGCUGGGAGCUCUGUGUCGCUGGGUCCGCGACCUCGACAUCAUCAGCGGCCUCUCGACGAAACCUAGCGGCGACGGGCACAUCACUGUCAAGCGAUCGGCAGAAGACCUCGACCGCCUCGCCGUGGUGGACGCGAUUCUGCGUGUCGUUGGGCCUACCGACAGCAACAUAAGGGCUUUGCCAAACCAUUCAGAUCCCAUUGCUGUGCAGGAGGUCUGGAAUCUUCGCUCGUCGACAGACAGGGAAGAGGUCUACGCAUCCGUUCUCGACAAGACCCUCCUUCAAUCGCAGUCCGUGACCCUCGGCGACUCUCUCCGCAUCAUCGAGACAACGGAAGGUGUCGACCGGAAGCCACCGAACCAUCACCCAGCCAUCCUCUACACAUCCACGCCCGAUGCUGUCCCUCUCGCCUCGCAAGGACCGUCCAUCUCCUUCCAACCCCACCCCGUCGUUCCCGGUCUCGGCCUGGCGCUCAACGUGCUUUCGCCGAGCGAAUGCAAAGCCAUCAUUGCCGCCGGCGAGACGGUCAACUUCAUCCCCGACGCCCCGCUGCGGGAAGACGGCGACAUCAGCAUCCUCGCGCACAAUUUCUACUGGGUGGUCGACACCGCGUUCCACGACGCCCUCUGGUCGCGCAUCUCCCCUUACGUCCCGGCCUCCGUCGGCGGCCGCAAGGCGAGGGGCAUCAACCGCCGCUUCCGCGUCUACCGCUACGUCCCCGGCGCCGAGUACCGCUGCCACAUCGACGGGGCCUGGCCGCCGUCGGGCAUCCUCCCCGACGACACAUACGUCUACGACGCCUCGCCCGCCGGGAAGAAGCAGAGCUCGCUGUUCACCUUCCUCGUCUAUCUCAACGACGAGUUCGAGGGCGGCGAGACCACCUUCUUCGUGCCGGCGGCCAAGGAGGGCACCCUCAACGCCUACCCUGUCAAGCCCGUCAUGGGUGCUGUCGCCAUCUUCCCUCACGGCGAGACCAGAGGCGCCUUGCUUCACGAAGGGACGGGGGUGAGGAAGGGGGCCAAGUAUGUGAUUAGGACUGACGUCGAGUACGACGUUGAACCUUCUCCUGAGGCGUAG